This is a messenger RNA of Triplophysa rosa, 2474 nucleotides long. RefSeq lists its product as uncharacterized. NCBI's taxonomy places the organism in Eukaryota, Metazoa, Chordata, Actinopteri, Cypriniformes, Nemacheilidae. The record is from RefSeq and is a predicted model, not a curated record. The transcript is spliced from 9 exons. Bases 636 to 1691 code for a protein of 351 amino acids.
GGGAGGGGACCACUGCAGUGAAAAGAAAUAGAAAAGGAAAGACAACAACUUUACGGCCGGAAACAAGGGUGACACUGGGAUCAAGGAAGUCCAAAGUUUUGACAGCAAGGGUUAUUCUGAGAGUGCAGGUGGGGCAGAAGAUGCAGAACAUAGCUCAAGUGUGAAAAAAAUAAAGCAAACCAGUAAAUCAAAGAGGAAGACUGUCGAAAUUCAAAAAGAUGAUGAGACCAAGUACAGGGUCUUUGAGGACAACACUGCAACCUCAAAGCAAAAAAAGAAAACUAAAGAAAUAGCAGAAACUACAGAAUCCCAGAACACAAAAGUAAAGACUAAAAAGAAGAAAAAGGGGCAACCAGCAUUUGUUGUAGUGGCCCUGAAAACAACUCAAGCCCAGGGGUCCCCAUCCUCCUAAGUCUGGCCCUGGAAAACCUCGAACACAGGAAGUAGAAUGGAAAGCAAUUCGAGUGGAUGAGUCAGAGAGACAGACCCCUGAGACCUAUGAGAGAGAGACUUAUGAAGAGUUCUAUUAUGCAACCCAUCAGAGAGAGGUGCUGUCCCACAACACAGAUGAUGAUGAUGAUGAACUAGACAAGAGUGUUUCACAAGAGCAAAAAUAUACUGACUCUGAGGAUGACAUGGAUGCUGACACAGACUCAGUCAGUACAGAGGCGCAUGAAGCACAAGACUCUCCCAGAUCAGCAUACACCGCUCAAAGAUCCCAUUAUUCCCAGUUUUCAGUGCGGUCACAUCCCAGCACACACCAACUCUCACAGAGCUCUCACAGAACUACCUCAGUGGGGAUGGUGGCCCAAUGUAGCCCAGCACCUCUUUCCCUCAUCCACCUACCCCCUCAGACAGCACAACAUCCUGCCACUGACCCCACCAAAUCUCAGUCAGGCAACAAUGUAAAAAGCAGUGAGGAGCCAAAUGCCAAAAAGCAAGUAGACACAAAAGCCGCCGCACUGGCUAAAAGGGCCGAGCGGCAGCGUUUGGAGGUGGAGAGAAAACGAAAAGGGAAAGAGGAAGAAAAGAGGAGACAGCAAGAGAAAGAGGCAACAGAGGAGAGGGUGAGGAUGGAGCUGGAAGAGGAACAAAAUAAGAGAGCAGAUGAGGCAAGGUUAAGAAAGAUUAGAGAAGAGGAGGAGAGACAGAGGAGACAAAGGGAAGAGAUGGAGAUACAGAGGAGAGUGCAGGCAGAGAAGGAAAGAGAAAGACGACGACAGGAGGAGAAGAAGAGGCUGGUGGAACGGCUCCAGAAAGAAAGACAAGAUGAGGAGAAACGGCAGGCUGCUGACCUGGAACGUAAACGUUUGGAGGAGAAAGCUGGGGAAGAGGAAGAGCACAAGAAGCUCUUAGAGAUGGGGGAGGCUGAGAGACUGGGGUAUCUGCGCAGACGGAAGGAAGAAGAGGAGGAGAGGAGAAAGGCUGCAGAGGAGAGGAAAAGGAGGGAUGAAGAAGCAGCGAUGCGAGCUGAAGAAGAGGCCAGACUGCAGGCUGAACUGUUUGCCAGGCAGAGGGCAGCAUUGGCGCAGCACCUUAAGUUUCAUCGAGGUCUGUUUGUGGAGGCUGGAGGGCUGGACCAGACACAGGAUAUCUCUCGUCCCUGGGUUUUCUCCUAUUUUGCAUUGCUGAAGCUGCUUGGCUUGAAUCACACAUCUGCUCAUGAAGACGCACUCACAGAUAUACUUUGAUAUUUUUAUUUAAACCAAUAAUUUCUCACCAAUACUUUCAACUAUUGGCUCAGAUAUGCUUUUUCAUCUAAUGAACAGUUUUGACUUGAGUAAAAUAAUAAAUUGCUGGAUUGUUCACAAUGUCAAACUGUGUAUCUGUGUAUAUCUUCAACAGAACUUUAUGUUGUCCUAACUCAAGGCACAGUUUCUUUUUUAUAUAAUUAUUUAUUUUAAGUUUUUCUGUAGCAGAGAUCAGGAUAAUCAUACAUUUCUUAGUGUCAUUAAAAUAAAUUGUGCUUACAAUUGACAAAGAAUAAUGUCCAAUAUCAUCACGUGUGGUCAAAAGUAUCCUCAUGGAACAUGAAUUCACUUAAUAUCCUAAUGAUUUUUGGCAUAAAAGAAAAAUUUUAUAAAGUUAAUUUUGACCCAUCCAAAGUUUUUUUGGCUUUUACCAAAAAUGUUCCCGUGCUACUUAUGAAAGCGUUUGAAAUGUUUUUUUUUAUAAAGAUACAGCUUAAUGUGGAGAUAUAACCUUCAAAUCUUUUCUUUACAUAUUUUUUCUAUUAUGCAUUAUUUCAAAUAACAAAGACACGAGUCUUUCGAGAAGAGCCCGUGUGCACUCCUUCUCUCUCUCCCCGUUCAGCGUUUCCUGUGUCUUUAUAUAUUGUCUCCCCGCGCCCUUACUGGAACGAGACACAGGUGUUGGUUGUUUGUAUUUACUCCACUCACUUACCGCUCGUCUCCCGGCUCUCUCUCCUGCCGCAGACCUCGCUAAACCAUGCCCCCCUCGCCACAUAAACAUUU